Molecule: messenger RNA, 2170 nt
Organism: Saccostrea cuccullata (small rock oyster)
Lineage: Eukaryota; Metazoa; Mollusca; Bivalvia; Ostreida; Ostreidae
Exons: 2
Coding region: 566-1264 (232 amino acids)
Source: RefSeq, a predicted model, not a curated record
AGAAACUUAAAAUGAUCUGCGCUGCAAAAACGGAGACUGAUUUCUAUGACAAGUUAGAGAAGUGUUUACCAAAGAAACACAUACUGAGAGGACUCAUUUCACCGCAACGUUACUUUGAAAUCGAAUGUCCACAGAAAGGUUUGAAUGGUGAUCAGACAGAGAUUAUCGAAAAUGUCAGGAAAUGCAUUGUGCAGACUGUACGAGGUCUUGCACAUUGGAAUGAAAAUAUACCUUUCAUUUGGUUAAAGUUUGAGCAGUUUAUCAGAGAAAACAGAAACAAGAGGAUUCUUCGAAAAGGAGAAAUACAAAACAUACCAGAAUUUUAAUCUUUGAAAGAAAAUGAGAUUAACGAUAUGCUCAGAUAUUUUAAAGAGAUAGGCCUAAUAAUUUACUUCAUAGACGAUGGUCUCAAAGAAAAUAUUAUAGUAGACGUCCAGUGGUUUGUAGAUGCAUUCAAGAAUAUCAUUACUGAUCCAUGUCAUGCGCACUCAGUUUGCAAAAGUGUUCAGGAAUGGGAGAUAUUCAUGAAAACAGGAAGAAUAUCUGAUUCAACACUUGUCAAGGUAUGGGGGGGAAACUCAUCGCAUCUUCCCCUGAAAGAUGUAAUUAUACCAUACAUGGAAAAACUUGGUAUUUUGCUAUAAUGCGAGCGCAGGAAUGUGUUGGAGAGAAAAUCCCAAUUAUGAUUGAAAAUUUCUACUACAAACCUCGCCUUAAUAAGACUGAUUUCUCAAAAGAGCUCAUGAAACAAAACAUCAACAAAACACCCAUUUUAGUAUUUUCUUUCAAAACUUACAUCCCGCAUUUCUUUUUCUUCAGACUUGUAGCUUUGUGUUUCUCUGUGUGGGAACCAUUAGGUGAUGACCUACUUUGCAAAAAUGUUGCUUUUUUCAAAGAUAAAGGUGGUGACCGAUAUAUUGCCAUUGCAGUAAACAAAACGUCCAUUCAGUUGCAAGUGUUUACUCCAGAUGAUAAAAUCCAGCUAAUAAGAGACAAAACGAAACAGAUCAGAUCAAACAUUGAGGGGAUGAUGAAUGACAUAACAUCCACAUUCCACAACAAAGUCCUCUUUGAACUCGGAUACACAUGUAAGGAAAUAAAUAUCACUGAUGAAGAUGAAGAUUAUUUCUUAAGUAAAACAGAAGUUGCACAACUGUCAACCAACAAAAGAAUUUGCCCAAACACUCUGUCCCGCAAAAAUCAUGAGAAACACGAUAUCGUUCGUGAUGAUCUGCUGUAUUAUCGGUACACAGAUAAUAAUUGAAGAAUCAGAGCAGACAGCGACCAUUGUUUCAGUAAACACACAACAGAUUUAGUGUCUCUAAAAUUCAGAAAAGUGGAUAAUUCUGAACAUUCUUUACAGCAACGUAGAAUUCGUUCGUAUUUAUUAUUGUCGAAUAAAAGUAUGUACAUUUUCAUUUCCUAGUGAUUAAAAACUGGAAAAUUGUAACAAUGUCUAAUAUGACCCUUCGUUGACCUCCCCUUGGUGAAGACAUAGGGUUGAUAUUGGAGUAAUAACAAGAAAGUAUAUUUUUUACCUUUACAUACAUGUAUAUAUAUUUUUUACAGAACCUUUAUUUGCAGUACUUCAUGUGCAUUUUAACUUGACCCUUUCUUCAUCUCUUUUACAAAUACUUUAUUGCAUAUAUAAGAAAUUAAUUAUAGUUUUUAACAAAAGUUUGAAAAAAUCAUUUUUUUUAAUAUCGUUUAAUUUUUUUUCAGCCUACUUAUGUAUCUGUUGAUAAACGGUUUAAUUGAAAUUACGUAUAUAUAUGAAACAAAAGUACAAUGUGCCUACGAACUGAAACUUGCUGUAAAAUGAUAAUUUUUGGCAACAACAUGAUUUCUUGUUUAUUAAAAGUUAUAUCUUAUACUUUACAUGUUAUAACUAAAAAAAACAAGAGGCCCAUGGGCCACAUUGCUCACCUGAGCACUGUGGCUAGGAAAAAGUAGAAAUUGGUUUAUUAUUUAAUAAUUUAAAUCCAAAAGUAGUCCCAAUACCAAUCCUGGCUUUGCUAUUCUUGAUAAGAUGAUUUUUAAAGAAUUUUCCUAUACAUGUAUAUGUCUAUGAAAAACUUUGGUCGGCCAUCGUGGCCCCGCCCUACUACGGGGGUCAUGAUUUGAACAAACUUAAAUCUACACUACCUGAGGAUGCUUUCAUAUAAAUAUG